ACAGCAUUAUGCUGCUCUGGUAGUGGUGGUGCCAAAGGCUCGUGAAUCCGGAGCAGAUGUGAAUUUCGUUUUUUGUGUUCUUUUGGCAUUCUAAUCUCGGUGGCCAAGCGAAUACUUAUCGCUAAAAAUGACGAGAGGUCGAUAAUUACGCGUGCCGCGAGCCAGUGCGUCAACAGACACCAGAUCGUCCAGGACCAAGGUGCGACCGCGGAUUUGUGACCCAGUGUACCCCUUCCGCGGGUGUUGGUGCAAAUGCCUAUUUUUAGGUGCAGCCUGAGUACCUAGUCGUAACAAUUGGUGGCAAAGGUGUGCGGUCCUUGCAUUUGGAACAAUCGAUGCUUUCAACCGCGUAGAUUAGCCUGGAAGGAUUAGUGUUUCAAAUUCGAACUGGGCAGAGGAAAUCGAAGGCAGACAAAAUGGCAGUGCUGGAUGAGCGUGGCAUCUUGUACGUGAUAGCCGAUCUGCUGUCCAUCGUCACGAUCGCGUCGUGUCUCAUCUCGAAGGUGCCGCAAAUACAGACGGUCCGGCAGCUACAGUCCGCGACCGGGUUGAGCGUUAAUGGGCUGCUGAUGGAGCUCUGCAGCUACACCGUUACGAUGCUCUACAACUACACAAAUGGUUACGCUUUCCUCUCGUACCUGGAAUAUCCGAUCCUGUUGGUUCAGGAGUACGUGUUGGUGUACUUCGUGCUGAAGUACCAAUCGCUACUCGGCCAACGAGCUUAUAUGUGGUCCGGGAUUUACUGCGGAGUGUUCGUUGGCUUCGCCACCGGUCUGAUUCCUUCGUCCGUGUUAAUGAUGCUUGUGCCGUUCACAACGCCGGUCGGUGCCACUAGCAAGGUCAUGCAGCUGAUCGCCAUCCUUCGCUCCAAGGACUCUCAAUCCGUUAGCCUGAUCACGUGGGGCAUAUCGGCGUUCACCAACUCGACACGCAUUUACACGAUCAUGCUGGACUCGGGCGACAAGAUGCUCCUCUCCAACUUUGGCAUCUCGACCUUCCUUAGCUCGGCCGUGCUGCUGGCCGCGUGGUACUACAAGAAACCAAAGAAGGAAUAAAGCAAAGCGCCUGGUAAAGCCCGCUUAACAUUGAGACGAAACAAUCUGACCCUCCUGAUAUCAGCUUAUCAAUUGACCGCUUUCACGCACUCUAGACAAAUUUUAACUACCAAAAAUCACAGUGUUACCUUCACUGA
Molecule: messenger RNA, 1192 nt
Organism: Anopheles bellator
Lineage: Eukaryota; Metazoa; Arthropoda; Insecta; Diptera; Culicidae
Product: solute carrier family 66 member 3
Exons: 4
Coding region: 417-1055 (212 amino acids)
Source: RefSeq, a predicted model, not a curated record